Molecule: messenger RNA, 1170 nt
Organism: Thermochaetoides thermophila DSM 1495
Lineage: Eukaryota; Fungi; Ascomycota; Sordariomycetes; Sordariales; Chaetomiaceae
Product: casein kinase I-like protein
Exons: 3
Coding region: 1-1170 (389 amino acids)
Biological process (GO): signal transduction; peptidyl-serine phosphorylation; endocytosis
Cellular component (GO): cytoplasm; nucleus
Molecular function (GO): protein serine/threonine kinase activity; ATP binding
Source: RefSeq, a predicted model, not a curated record
AUGUCGUCCAUGGUGCGUUCGCAGGAGCCGCCUUUGGACCUGCGUGUCGGCAACAAGUACCGCAUCGGCCGCAAGAUUGGCUCGGGCUCGUUUGGUGAUAUCUACCUCGGCACUAACAUCAUCUCGGGUGAAGAGAUCGCCAUCAAGCUCGAGAGUGUCAAGGCCAAGCACCCUCAGCUUGAGUAUGAAGCCCGCGUCUACAAGUCUCUUGCUGGCGGUGUCGGCAUUCCCUUUGUCCGCUGGUUCGGCACUGAGUGCGACUACAAUGCCAUGGUUCUCGACCUUCUCGGUCCCAGUCUUGAGGACCUUUUCAACUUCUGCAACCGCAAGUUCUCCCUGAAGACCGUCCUGCUGCUGGCUGACCAGCUCAUCUCCCGUAUCGAGUACAUCCACGCCAAGUCCUUCAUCCACCGCGACAUCAAGCCCGACAACUUCCUGAUGGGCAUUGGCAAGCGUGGCAACCAGGUCAACGUCAUCGACUUCGGUCUCGCCAAGAAGUACCGCGAUCCCAAGACGCACUUCCAUAUCCCGUACAGGGAGAACAAGAACCUGACCGGCACGGCCCGUUAUGCCUCUAUCAACACCCACCUUGGUGUCGAGCAGUCCCGCCGUGAUGAUAUGGAGUCGCUCGGCUACGUCAUGCUUUACUUCUGCCGUGGCUCCCUCCCCUGGCAGGGUCUGAAGGCUGCCACCAAGAAGCAGAAGUAUGACCGUAUCAUGGAGAAGAAGAUGACCACUCCCACCGAUGUGCUCUGCCGUGGCUUCCCUAAUGAGUUUGCCAUCUACCUCAACUACACCCGGUCGCUUCGCUUCGAUGACAAGCCUGACUACAGCUACCUGCGCAAGAUCUUCCGUGACUUGUUUGUUCGCGAGGGAUUCCAAUACGACUACGUCUUUGACUGGACCGUCUACAAGUACCAAAAGAACGCUCAAGCUAUCGCUCAGGCGGCGAACAACGGGAACCAGAACGAGGAUGAGCGCCAGAAGCAGCAGCAGCAGCAGCAGGCCGCCAAGCAAGCUCCGGCGGCCCUGCCUCGUGCAACGCGCAAGCAAAUCACCGAUACCCCGGAUGCCUCCCGCGCCCUUCCCGGCAGCGACAGGAUGCUGCGCUCGGCUGCUAGGGCUCAGGACCCUGGCAUGGGAUACAACAAGUACAGGCCCAUGGAGUGA